AUGGAGAGUCUGAAUGGAGCUGAGCUCUGCUUUCCACAACUCAACACUUCCUGCAAAAAGCCACCACUGCAUCACGUCGGCAACAUUUUAAUUUACAGUCUGUUGUCCUUAAUUUGUUUCUUCACUGUGACUCUCAACAUACUAGUUGUCUUUUCUAUUUCCUACUUCAGGCAGCUUCACACCACAACCAACUUCUUCCUCCUGUCUCUGGCUGUCUCAGACUUCUUUGUUGGACUUGUGCUGAUGCCGAUCCGAAUUAUCAUGACAGGAGGCUGCUGGAUUUUAGGGAGCUUUAUGUGUGGAUUUUUCAAUUAUUCUGCUUAUAUUAUUACAUCUGCCUCCGUAGGAAACAUGGUGCUCAUUUCAGUUGACAGAUAUGUGGCCAUCUGUGACCCUUUGCAUUAUCCAACCAAACUGACCCAUAAGAGAGUUCAGAUCUGUGUUUGUCUGUGUUGGGCCUGCUCUGUGCUCUAUAAUGGUAUGAUUCUGAAGGACCAUCUGAAACAGCCAGACAAAUAUAAUUCCUGCCAUGGAGAGUGUACAGUUGUGAUUGAUUUCAAAACAGGGGCUUUUGAUUUCAUAUUUACCUUCUUUGGCCCCAUCACAGUGAUCACGGCUCUGUACAUGAGAGUGUUCGUGGUGGCUGUGUCUCAGGCUCGAGCCAUGAGGUCUCAUGUUGCAGCUGUGAGUCAGAAGGGUUCAGCUCCUGUAUCUGCUAAGAGGUCUGAGAGGAAAGCAGCUACAGCUCUUGGAGUUGUUGUCAUUGUGUUUCUAAUGUGUAUUUGUCCUUACUUUUUUCCCACUCUUGCAGGUAAAGACACAUCAUUUAAUUCUCAACUUUCAGUUUUUGGAAGCUGGUUUUUUUAUUCCAACUCUUGUCUGAAUCCAAUGAUCUAUGUUUUCUUUUAUCCGUGGUUUAGAAAAUCUAUUAAACUUAUUUUAACACUUAAAAUACUGCAGUCUGAUUGUUGUGAUGCCAACAUUCUGUAG
Nematolebias whitei (Rio pearlfish) is the source of this 990-nucleotide messenger RNA. RefSeq names its product trace amine-associated receptor 13c-like. Lineage: Eukaryota; Metazoa; Chordata; Actinopteri; Cyprinodontiformes; Rivulidae. The record is from RefSeq and is a predicted model, not a curated record. Gene Ontology annotation, molecular function: trace-amine receptor activity. The transcript has 2 exons. Gene Ontology annotation, cellular component: membrane. Gene Ontology annotation, biological process: G protein-coupled receptor signaling pathway. Bases 1 to 990 code for a protein of 329 amino acids.